Spinacia oleracea (spinach) is the source of this 1020-nucleotide messenger RNA. Its product is annotated as RNA polymerase II C-terminal domain phosphatase-like 4. Gene Ontology annotation, molecular function: RNA polymerase II CTD heptapeptide repeat phosphatase activity. The coding region runs from base 52 to 936 and encodes 294 amino acids. Lineage: Eukaryota; Viridiplantae; Streptophyta; Magnoliopsida; Caryophyllales; Amaranthaceae. The transcript has a single exon. The record is from RefSeq and is a predicted model, not a curated record.
CUAAAUUUCUUUUAUUUUUAUAGUGAAAAAUAAAGAAUUAUUAAAGAAAAUAUGUGUGAGGUAUUAUCAAUUGAUAAUAAUCGGGGACGCAGUCACGACAAAUGCGAACACACUGCCUUCAUCAACAACAGUUGCGCUUGGUGCAAAAAAACCCUACAAGAUUGUAACGAUCCAACCACCGUCCCGUUCCGCUACAUCGAUCCCAACUUCUCCCUCACCGUCGACGCGAUCCGCCACCUUCGAGACCGGAAUUUCAAAACCCUAGUCAACCGCAAGAAGCUCCACUUAGUUCUUGACUUGGAUAACACGUUAAUACAUUCGAUAAGCACGACUAGGGAGAGAAUUACCCUAAUUGAUAGAAAAAAGAUCAAAACUGUGUACAAAGACGUUUACGAGAUUCUUGGUGGUGAUAGGUUAGUCAAGGUAAGGCCGGGGGCUCGUAGUUUUCUCGAACAAGCGACCGCGUUGUUCGACUUAUCGAUCUACACCAUGGCUGGAGAAGACUACGCUAAAGAAGUGUCUAGGGUGCUUAGGUCGAAGGUGUGUGAAAAAAGGGUCCGGUUCGAAACAGUUAUUUCUAACGAGCAUAGCACUAAACCGGGACGAAAGGGGCUUGAUGUUGUAUUGUCACACGAACCGGCGGUUUUGAUUGUGGAUGAUUUAGUAGAGGUUUGGAGGGAUGAACAUAAGGGUAAUGUAAUAAAUAUUAAACCGUAUAAGUUUUUCAAGAAGAGAAGGCCUUGGGUUACUUUCGUAGAAGAUGAUCAAGAACUUCCUAGGGUUUUGAGUAUUCUUAGGAAGGUUCAUGAAAUAUUUUACGUCGAGGAUGAAGGCGAUUAUGCUGGUAAAGAUGUUAGGCAAAUUCUGAACAAGAUCCAGAUUGAAUCGCCAACUGAUGGAUUAUUGUGUGGUUUGUUAACAUUGAAGUUAAUUUGAUUAGGGAAGUUGAAUGAUUAACAAGAUUGUAUACAGCAGAUCUUUUAAAUGUAGUUCAAUAUAUUGGUUAUAGUUUCGUUCUAA